Colius striatus (speckled mousebird) is the source of this 2207-nucleotide messenger RNA. RefSeq names its product transmembrane protein 154 (gene TMEM154). The record is from RefSeq and is a predicted model, not a curated record. The transcript is spliced from 6 exons. Bases 91 to 660 code for a protein of 189 amino acids. Lineage: Eukaryota; Metazoa; Chordata; Aves; Coliiformes; Coliidae.
CACCCCGGCAGGAAGCAGGAAAUGUAAAUGUUCGGGUGAAGCAGGGAGCCGGCCGAAGCGCCCCUCAGGUGGAAACUCCGCCAAGGGAACAUGCGAAAGCAAAGCCUCCUUGCACUGCUUUCUGCCCUGUCACUGGCUGGGGGAUCUGCUGGCAUGGGCUCUGAAAAUGAUGGUUCAGGAGAUGGAUCACCAAUAUUGUCCACCAUCACGGUAGCGCUUCCUCCUACUACAUUUUCUUCAACUGUGGAUGACCAUGAGCCAGUACUUGUUACUGCAAGAGCUACUGAAAGUGGCUUUGAAGCAAAGAGUACUCCAAGCACUGAAUUGGAUGCCAUGAACAAUCAGGACAGCCUAGAAGCAACAGAACAGUCUAUCUUGAUAUACGUUGUCCCCGUCGUGCUGCUGAUCCUGCUCAUUUUGCUGAUCAUAUUUUUUGUAAAACAUCAUAAAAGGAAAAAGUCAAAGCAAGAUGAGCUGGGAAGUGAAAAUGUGAAAAGUCCUAUUUUUGAAGAAGACACACCCUCUGUGAUGGAGAUAGAAAUGGAAGAGCUUGAUAAAUGGAUGAACAGCUUGAACAAAAAUGCUGACUGUGAAUGUUUGCCCACUGUAAGAGAAGAAGAAAAAGAAUCAAUUGCCAACCCAAGUGAUGGUGAAUCAUGACAUCAGAACAGCAAAGAAUCGGCUAAACGAAAGCAGUUCACAAGCUAACAAUUCCCCAGAUGUUGGAUGAACUGGAUUUAAAUAUAAUUCAUCUCAAAAGGACAGAGAAGCAAAUGCUUUUGUUGUAUCCUGCUUUAGUCUUCAGAAAGGAAACAUCACCAAGGGGAAAAAAAAAAACCACAAGAAAAAGUACUACAGUAAGAUUAGAGGCUGAUUUAAAUUCCUUCUGUGAUCAUCACAAAUUAAGGGAAGCCUUUUUUUUUUCCCCUCUAAAGGUUUUCAAAAUAGUCAUAGUUUCUGUCUAUCUCUUCAGUUGUGUAUCAUUCAGAACCACUUCUGUUCCAAAUUGGGUGGGUUACUUGUUAUACUUUGUGGGUGUUUGGUUUCUUAAAAAUAUAAACAGCAUCUACAGUUUUGGGGUACCCUGGUUUGGUGGAUGUGAAGCUCAUGCCUAUACAAUGUGGGUUUUUUAAUUCGCUUUUUGGUAAAGGUGCACUGAUUUGCACAGGACUUCUGCUGGGGAAGUACCAGACUAGGACUGCCAGACCAGCUCUGAGGACAGGCAGAGCAGCUGAAAAGCCUCUCAUGCAUUUGGCAGAAGUGACUGCAGCCCACAGGGAGUGCAUGGUCUUUGUAGAAUGCUGUUUGGUUUUCAAAUUAAAGGCAUUAUAGAAGAGAAAAACAUUAUUUCAAGAUUGCCUUUCAGUUCAUUAUCUCCACAGAUUAGUACCCUGGGCUAGCUUUCACCAUUUAACCCUUCUCCCUGCCCAGUGCUGUUCUCUAACAACCUCCUAAUUCAGGAGUAUUCCACUUGAAAAUAUUUCUUUUUUAAAAACAAGAGGCUGAAGAAUUGAACAACUCAGUACCUUUACCAAACACAUUUAGAUAAAUAUGUUACACAUAACUACUUGAUCAAAGUAUUUAGCUGCAAUAAGGUUUCUGCUUCUUCUGCUUUUGAGUAUUGACCGUGAAAUAUCUGAAAGACAUUGACUUCUAAAUGUGCUUGGUCACCUUUAAUUACGCUGAAAAACUCAGACUCCUGAGAUACCUCAAGGUGAGACUAUAAAUAUUGUAAUUGUGUCCUUUGAUUGUAGAUGGCGUGUCCCUUAUGAAUGUAGUUUAAAUAUUUAACAUAUGUGAAAGUGGAUCCUUGACUGUGUAAAGCUUCCCUCACCUUAUUUAAAAAAUUCACAUCCUUCCAUAUCUUAUAACCUACCCUAUCAUAUCGUGCCUAUCCUCAUCUUCUAUUUAAUUUUUUUCCCCCCACUCAAUACAUGUUUAAUAUGAUCAGUUUUGUUUUGCCUGUAAAUAUUUCACCAGUGUGUUAUUGCGCAUACCUUGGUUAAAGAGAGCAAACAAACACCCCAAGCCUCUGGGAUGAACGGCUGUGUCACCAACAGCUGACAAAUACAGAAGAGGGUUCAGCUUUGAGAAUAACUGAGGACAUGUUGAAAUAUAAAAAGAAUGUUUACAGCUUAACCAUACUAAUUCAUUACUGAAUAUGAUUUUACUAGUCAUUUUCUCCAAGAAUAAACUGUUUCUUCAUU